AUGUCCUUCACGUCAACACUACGACAGCUGCCCUCGCGGCAAAUAGGCCUAUGGACAUGUUCAACAUGCUCCCGUUCGCUCGCCAGGAUACCACGUGCCCGCAAUCCCGCCUUCGCCGUGCAAAAAUGCUUAAACACCACUAGAGCUGCGCAACAUGGUACCGUACCGCGAAUGGAUCAAAUGCACGCGCAAUACAAGAUGAAGAACCGAACCGUCAUGAACUAUGUAUUUAGUGUAAUAGUCGGAUUCGUAGCUAUAACAUACGGCUCAGUACCCAUGUACAAAAUGAUCUGCCAACAAACCGGCUGGGGCGGCCAACCCAUCAAGUCCGCCGCGCACGGCGGCGAUUCCAGCGUCGACCCCGCCGAGCGCCUCAAACCAGUAACCAACCACCCCCGCAUCCGCAUAACCUUCAACGGCUCCGUCUCCGAUGUGCUCCCUUGGAAAUUCGUGCCCCAGCAACGCGAAGUCCGCGUUCUCCCCGGCGAAACGGCACUAGCGUUUUACACAGCUACCAACAAAUCGCCCGAGGACAUCAUCGGCGUGGCGACGUACUCUGUUACGCCCGGCCAGGUGGCUCCGUAUUUUAGCAAGAUCCAAUGUUUUUGCUUUGAAGAGCAGCGAUUGAACGCGGGGGAGACGGUAGAUAUGCCUGUUUUCUUUUACAUCGACCCGGAGUUUGUCACCGAUCCGAACAUGAAGGGGAUUGAGACUGUGACACUGAGUUAUACGUUUUUCAAGGCAAAGUAUGACAAGGAUGGGCAUUUGAGACCUGUGCCUAUGGCUUGA
Bipolaris zeicola 26-R-13 is the source of this 789-nucleotide messenger RNA. RefSeq lists its product as uncharacterized. Bases 1 to 789 code for a protein of 262 amino acids. Gene Ontology annotation, cellular component: mitochondrial inner membrane. The record is from RefSeq and is a predicted model, not a curated record. The transcript has 3 exons. NCBI's taxonomy places the organism in Eukaryota, Fungi, Ascomycota, Dothideomycetes, Pleosporales, Pleosporaceae. Gene Ontology annotation, molecular function: copper ion binding.